AUGUGCAUUUAUAUCAUAUAACACAUGUCUUAUAACUGAAAUUUUCUUGCAUAAGGUUUUAAUAUUGUUUAUCAAUUUCUGAUAAGGCUAAUAACGAUUGUUUUCGAGCAAUUUUCAUGACUAAUUGAUAAAAAGUAAUAAAGUAGAAACAAUUCGAGCAUUUAUUCGUUACGUGUUAUGACUACAUAUAUGAUUUUUGGUGCACGCUAAAUUUUCGACACGUUUUUUAUUUCGGAAUUUUUCGAAGCAAUGCUAAAAUUAAUUUUUUUGUAACGAUUGAAAACAAUAUUUGGUUACACAAUCAAAGAUUUAUUAAUUAAAAGAUAAAAGAUCAAGCUACAAAGUAAUAUUUUAUAUUAAUGAUUCUAACCUGUGAAGAUAAAGAAAAGUGUCAAAAAGAUUUCUCCUUUAGCAAAUAUAUGUCCAGUGAGAUUAAAAAAAAAAGAAAUAAUUACAACCGUCAUUUUCUGACUAAUAAUCUGUCAGUGUUGCGACCGAUUGAGCAACUGAAACAAGUGGUAUGCUUUGGAAGACGACGACGAUGUCAACAAAGCUACGAUACAUCCUUGUGUUUGUCGAACGUUACGUACUGUGGAAACAAAAUAAAGUGAAAUAGUGUUUACUAUUAUUUUAUCAAGCUAAUAUUCAUAAGUACAUCGUAUACAUAAAAAUAUAUUGUACAUUAGACUUUAUUUUUCGACGUACUUAUAUCAUUUCUUCGUUUGUUUGAUAAAAUCGACAGUGUUACACAUCUUAUAAUCUUCAAGAUUUAUCAUUCAGUUUAAUAUUCAUAUUGUAUUUUAUAUUUGCACAUUUAUCAAUGCUUCAAAAAUUCACAUUUAUAUUUGCUUAUGAAUUAAUCACAGAAUCACAAUUAAUCACAUAAUGCGACUCAUUAGUCCAGAAAAAUUAAGUGAAAUUCAAAGCAAACCAGCUAAUAUAAGAAAUAUUUGUAUAUUAGCUCAUGUAGAUCAUGGCAAAACGACUUUGGCAGAUUCCUUGGUUGCUAGCAAUGGAAUUAUUUCUAAUAAACUUGCUGGUAAAUUACGAUAUUUAGAUAGUCGUCCCGAUGAACAACUUAGAGGAAUUACAAUGAAAUCGAGCUCUAUUACUCUUUAUCAUAAAUAUAAUUGUCAAGAAUUUGCUAUCAACUUAAUUGAUUCUCCAGGGCAUGUAGAUUUUGCUUCAGAAGUCUCAACAGCUGUUAGACUUUGUGAUGGUGCCAUCAUUGUGAUUGAUGUGGUAGAAGGUGUAUGUCCACAAACACGUAGCGCAUUAUCUAUUUCUUAUACAGAAGGUUUAAAACCAAUUUUAGUACUAAAUAAAAUAGAUAGAUUGAUUACAGAAAUGAAAUUGUCUGCAUUAGAUGCUUAUGUGCAUUUAACACAAGUUUUAGAACAGGUCAAUGCUGUAAUGGGAGAAUUAUUUGCCAGUGAUGUAAUGGAACGUGAAGAAAAAGAAGAAUUGAGAAAAGAAAAAAUGGAAAACAUUUCCGAGAGGAAUCUAGCAGAUUGGCAAUCUGUACUAGAAGAUAUAGAUGAUUCCAACUUAUAUUUUUCUCCUGAACAAGGUAAUGUCUUAUUUUCCAGUGCUACAGAUGGCUGGGGAUUUGGCAUCAAAGAAUUUGCCAAUAUAUUUUCAGCCAAAUUAGGCUUUAGCGAAAAGGUUCUAUUGAAAACACUUUGGGGAGAUUAUUAUGUAAAUACUAAAACGAAAAGAAUAAUGAAAGGAGCUCAAGAGAAAGCAAAAAAACCUCUAUUUGUUCAACUUAUUUUGGAUAAUCUUUGGUCUUUAUAUGAAACAAUAACUGUUCGUAAGGAUAAAGAAAAAGUAGCUUCAAUGGCUAAAAAAAUGGAUAUUAAAUUGACAACAAGAGAUUUAAGGCAUACAGAUUGUAGGGCUCAAUUACAAGCAGUUUGUUCCCAGUGGUUACCUUUGGCUCGUGCCUGCCUCGAUGUUAUAUGUGAAAAAGUUCCAGCGCCGCAUAAUUUAACUUCAGAAAAGGUAGAACGUUUACUAAGCGGAAACUUUGAUUUCUCUACAUUACCAGAAGAAACGAGACAAUUAAAAGAGACAUUUUUAGCUUGCGAUCCUUCUCCUGAUUCACCUAUCGUUGUAUUUAUAUCGAAAAUGUUUCCAGUAGAGAAAAAAGUAUUGCCAGAAAAUAAACCGAGACCUUUAACCUCGGAAGAGUUGGCUCAACGAAGAGAAAUAGCACGAACAAAACACGCGGAAAAAAUGAUGAAACAACAAAUGGCUGAAAAUACAGAGCAAGAUAUUAAUACCAGCAAUUUAAACGGCGGUCAAUCUUCGCAAUUAGAAAAUAUGGUUUCGAAAGAAAUCGAUGAGGAAGAUGAAAAUUCCGAAACUACAUUAAUAGCGUUCGCUCGGAUUUAUUCUGGAUGUUUAAGAGAGGGAUGCAGUGUAUACGUUUUAGGUCCAAAACAUGAUCCACGUGAAAUAUUGAAACGACAAAAAGCGGGCGAAUCUGUGAUAGACGAGGAUAUCACGUUAAAAGAUUUAAAACCUGGAAAACACGUGACUAAAGUUACUAUACGAAAACUGUACCUUUUGAUGGGCAGAGAAUUAGAACCUGCCGAUAAAAUAUUUUCUGGUAACGUAUUCGGAAUUGGUGAUCUGGAGGAUCAUGUAUUAAAGACAGCGACCCUUUCCACCACCAUUGCUUGUCCAUCUUUUUCGGAACUAACUUCACUCGGUGUACCCAUAAUGCGUGUUGCACUCGAACCAAAACAUCCGAAUGAUUUGCAGCCAUUGAUCAACGGCUUGAAAUUGCUUAAUCAAGCGGAUGCCUGUGCCAUUGUUCACAUUCAAGAGAGUGGGGAAAUAGUAUUGAACACUGCUGGAGAAGUGCAUUUGGAAAGGUGUUUGGAAGAUUUGAAGUUACGAUAUGCGAAAGUUGAUGUAAACGUAUCGGAACCUAUCGUACCAUUUAGAGAAACGGUUGUGCCUCCUCCGAAAGUUGAUAUGGUAAACGAAGCGAUUGAAAAAAAACCCGAGGAUGUUAGUUUUGCUACUUGGACAGCGAAUCGACAGUGUUACUUUGAAAUCGACGCGAGACCUUUACCGGAAAAGGUAACUAAGAUUUUGGAAAAAAACGUGGAUUUAAUAAAGCUGUUCUAUCAUUAUGAUAAAUCACGUUCAGACAAAGAGGAAGAAAGUGGAAAAAUUGCAUUGGACCUCAAAAUGGAAUCAUUGUGUUCGAUGUCAGAAAAGAAACAACGGGCAUUAGAAACGUUUAAAACUGAAUUGGCGAUUGCAUUUCGAGAAGCGGGACAGAAGGAUGUGUUAGAUAAAAUAUGGUCAUUCGGGCCACGAAAUUGUGGUCUUAACAUCUUGUUAAACGAAACCGACUACAAACAGAGAAAAUUUUGGGAAGGCCAUUCAAAGUCUACGGAUUCACGUGCUCCUUAUGAAAGUGGUAUGGUCAACGGUUUUCAAUUGGCAACGCUUGCUGGGCCUCUAUGCGAAGAACCUAUGAUGGGUGUCUGUUUUGUUGUGAAGAAAUGGGAAAUUUAUCAAGAUUCUCAAAGUGAAAAUAACGGACAUCAAAAUCAAGGACAUGUGGAUGGUGGUCAUUUGAUGUCGACAUGCAAAGAAGCUUGCCGCCGUGCUUUCAAUUCAAGACAUCCUCGACUAGUUACACCUAUGUAUAGCUGCAGUGUUUUAGUCAAUUCGGACGUAUUAGGGAAAUUAUAUGCGGUAUUUGGAAAAAGACAAGGACGAGUGAUUGCCGCGGAAAGUGCCCUCGGAUUUGGUGGACAAUUUCGCGUACUUGCAACUUUACCUGUACCGGAGAGUUUUCAACUUGCCAGGGAACUGCGAACUCAGACAUCCGGGCUGGCCAGUCCUCAACUGGUUUUCAGUCAUUGGGAGAUAAUCGAGCAAGAUCCUUAUUGGACGCCUUCCACGGACGAGGAAUAUCUACAUUUUGGUGACAAAGCAGAUAGUGAAAAUAAAGCUAAGAAAUAUAUAGAUGCAGUCCGUCGACGCAAAGGUUUACCUGUGGAUUCUCAACUUGUUACGCAUGCGGAAAAACAACGUACUCUUUCCAAGAACAAGUAAUCCUGGAUUACUAAACACACUUGCUAUACUUUUCUUCGUGCGAUUUUCCAUUCAGGCUGUAUAUAUUAUCCAGCGCAUGCGGCAUCACGUUUCUUUUAUAUACACAUUGGAUAUAUCAACAGCCUGAAUAUAACAAUUUAACCAAUA
Molecule: messenger RNA, 4230 nt
Organism: Apis dorsata (giant honeybee)
Lineage: Eukaryota; Metazoa; Arthropoda; Insecta; Hymenoptera; Apidae
Product: elongation factor-like GTPase 1
Exons: 5
Coding region: 886-4083 (1065 amino acids)
Biological process (GO): cytosolic ribosome assembly
Cellular component (GO): ribonucleoprotein complex; cytosol
Molecular function (GO): GTPase activity; GTP binding; ribosome binding
Source: RefSeq, a predicted model, not a curated record